Messenger RNA from Setaria italica (foxtail millet), 944 nucleotides. Its product is annotated as putative homeobox-leucine zipper protein HOX26. Gene Ontology annotation, biological process: regulation of DNA-templated transcription. The transcript is spliced from 2 exons. Gene Ontology annotation, molecular function: sequence-specific DNA binding; DNA-binding transcription factor activity, RNA polymerase II-specific. The record is from RefSeq and is a predicted model, not a curated record. The coding region runs from base 23 to 694 and encodes 223 amino acids. NCBI's taxonomy places the organism in Eukaryota, Viridiplantae, Streptophyta, Magnoliopsida, Poales, Poaceae.
UCUCCAUCGAUCGGUCGCCGCCAUGUCCAGCGUCACCACGGCCGGCAGCGCGGAGGAGCACCCCGUCUCCGUCGAGGAGUUCGUCGGCGCGCACCUCUCCCUCGGGAUCGGCGGCGGCGAAGGGAGUAGCCGGUCGUCGCCGCGGCAGCAGGGGAGGCCGCGGACGGUGCAGCUGUUCGGCGAGGUGCUGUCGCUGCAGGUCGACGACGAGUGCCAUGAUGGAGCGCGUCGACGGGAGCCCGCGGCGGCGGCGGGCAGGAAGAAGAGAGAUCACAGCGGUAGUGGUGCUAGGCAGAACAAGAAGGCCAGGACAUUCCAGGACGGCGGCGACGGCGGCGGCGGUGGCGGGAGGAAGAAGCUCCGGCUCACCGGUGCGCAGGCCGCCAUGCUGGAGGACAGCUUCCGCUCCCACAACAUCCUCUCCCAUGCGGAGAAGCAGGAGCUGGCGCGGCGGGUGGGUCUGAGCGCGCGUCAGGUGGAGGUCUGGUUCCAGAACCGGCGGGCCAGGACAAAGCUGAAACAGACCGAGGUCGACUGCGAGCUGCUCCACCGCUGGUGCGACCGCCUCACCGACGAGAACGCCCGCCUCCGGCGAGACCUCGCCGACCUCCGGGCGUCCGCGACCGCGAGGCUCGCCGUCUGCGCCGCCUGCUGCGACAAGCAGGUCGCCGCCCGCGCCGGCGAGAUGGCGUGACGCCGUGACGGAAUUACGGUAACUUAUGACCCAAGGGGAUCGAGCUCACGGCCUUGCGCAACAGUAUGGAGUCCAAGGCAGGAAUUUUUUCCCCCCCUUUUCUUGUAGAUAGAUAUAAUCAAUUAGACACACGCACAAGAUUAUAUAUCAACUAAUAAUUACGUAAUUACACACCACACGAACUUAAUUCGUUUGAAAGUAGGGUUUAGAGAGGCUCUCAUCACUGACAAAUACAUGUUCGAUGGAACAC